AUGACUAGACCUGAAUCCAGACACGGCCUGCCUCGGAGUCGUGAAGAAAACCAUCGAUCUACCGCUCCACUCUUUGAUGUGGAACGCGCCCUCGUAGUUCCCGAGCUAAAAGGAGCCGAUUUCUACGUGAAUUGGGAAAAGGAGAAGCAGAAAUGGAGCCACUUACGAGACCUUGAUUUACCGGCGGUCGACUCCAAACAGAUUGGCUGUUUUGUCGGGACCAACACACCAAGAGCGCUACUACAGCUGGAGAGCCGAAUUCCGGACAGAGGUGGGCCAGUCGCAGUUUUAACACCUUUCGGAUGGACAGCAAUGGGUGAGAUUUCAUACGAGCCAGCCACCAAUCCUGAUCUGGUCAAUACAACAUGCGCAGCAACAGCCGUAUGGCAAGAAGAUGAAGCAGACGAAGCGGUCCAGCUCUGGUGGACACCGGAACUGUUCAACUCCACAACAAAACGACAAAAGCGGCAUAGCGCAGAAGAGGCUAGAGCGAUUGAAAUUCUCACCCAAACGAUACGAAACCUCGGCGAUAGGUACGAAGUGGGACUACCGUGGAAGACGGAAGACAUCCGCCUACCAAACAACAGAACGAGCGCGCUUCGCCGCAAACGCAACAAAAAUCGAUUUAGACUGGACCCGGAUUUUGCGAGCAAGUACACGCAAGCAAUCGAAGCAAACGUAGCAGCGGGAUUUGCCAGGCGACUGACUCGAUCUGAAUUGGAGGGCCCGGUGGGAAGAACGUGGUAUCUUCCGCAUUUCCUAGUUAUCAAACCAAACAAGCCAUAUAAACCACGUUUAGUUUUCGACGCUGCCAGCCGACAUGAAGGAGUUAGCCUCAACGACGGCCUCAUUAAUGGACCGUCGCUACUAACGAAUCUGCACGACCUGCUAGUCAAAUUCAGGGAACGUCCCUGUCCGAUUUCCAUGUACAUUGAAAAGAUGUUUUUACAGGUUCGCGUGAGAGAAAAGGAUCAAGCUGCCUUCCGAUACUUGUGGCGACGGCCAGGAGAUAGUGGGCCACCGGUGACAUACCAAAUGAUGGUCGAGAUCUUCGGGGCCGCUUCCUCACCCACAUCAUGUUCGUUCGUCUUACGACGUCUAGCCGAUGACCACCCAGAAUACGCAGACAUAGCCGACAAGGUUAUAAAUAACUUUUACGUGGACAAUUAUCUAGACUCAUUUAAUGAUGCAGACGCCGCCAUUUCCUGUUGUCACCGUUUGAUUGAACUUUUAAAAAAAGGUGGUUUCCCUCUAACUCAAGCGAUGACGUCGUCAAGAGAACUAUGGCUCUCAUUCCCACCAAAAUUUCGAGCCAAACCGGCGUUAAACAUCGAUCUAGAUGACCUGCCAGUAGAAAGGACCCUGGGACUAAUCUGGGAAGGAGAGUCCGACACGUUUACCUUUCUGCUCAACAUCGAGAAGGAUGCGGAUACUAAACGCAAGAUCGUCAGCUCAGUGGCCAGUAUUUUCGACCCAAUGGGAUUUCUGGCGUGCGUCACCGUGAUUCCGAAGAUAAUCAUUCAAGACAUCUGGCGACUAGGAAGAAAAUGGAAAACCUUCGCACAAGAACUGACGCUACUACGAGAGUUGAAGAUACGACAGUGCUUAAGACCAGCAAAAUUCGACCCCCAGAAAACCCGGUUUGAGCUACACACGUUUACCGAUGCCUCAGAACGAGCGUAUGCGGCGGUCGUGUACCUACGCUCAGAAUGCGACGGGAUAGUCGACGUCAACUUGGUAACAGCCAGAACAAAGGUUGCGCCAUUACAGCAGCAGACGAUCCCUCGCCUUGAAUUAUUGGGAGCCGUUUUAAGUUUUAGAUUGGCCCUACGUGUAAAAGAAGCUACAAGAGAGGAGAUAUCAGCGGUAACGUGGUGGACGGAUUCAUCCACGGUCCUGCAUUGGUUGAAAGAUGAAACAGCGUUCUACCACUCCUACAUCGCAAGCCGGAAAGAACUCAUCCUAAGCGGAUCUACAGCAGACCAGUGGCGACACGUACCUGGGAGACUAAAUCCUGCCGACGAUGGAACAAAGGAAACGAGAGAGCCGCAAGUAGGAGAAAGAGAAGAAGAUCCGUUUAAAACCGCGCUGAGAAAAUGCGUCGAGAAUGUGCAAGCUAGAAAUUACCACCAAGAAAUUGCAGCACUCACGGCAAACCAUCCCAUACCGCGUUCAUCAUCACUUAUAAAGCUUAGCCCAUUCCUCGGAAAGGACGGCUUGCUACGUGUAGGUGGUAGGUUAGAAUUCGCUGCCCUAAAUUACGACGCUAAACACCCAAUGAUCCUACCCCCCAAAGAAAAAUUAACGCGUCUAAUUAUAGCAGACGCACACGAACGCGUUCAUCACGGAAAGACGGAGCGGACGCUAUGUGAACUAAUGGCCAGAUUCUGGAUCGUUAAAGGGCGUCGAGCCGUUCGAGCGUACGUGGAGUCCUGUAUGCAAUGUCGGAGAGAUCAUAGCCGACCACUCCAACAACAGAUGGCAUCGCUUCCGGCAGACCGCACUACGCCGUACCUCCCCCCCUUCACGUACGUAGGAGUGGAUUAUUUUGGACCAUUGUUCGUGACAGUUGGACGGCGCGUUGAAAAGAGAUAUGGGUGUAUAUUCACAUGUCUUGUGACGCGAGGAAUUCAUAUCGAGGUGGCGUGGAAACUGGACGCCGAUUCAUUUCUGAUGGCCUAUCGCAGAUUCGUGAGCAGAAGGGGAUCGCCAAGUAAGAUUUACAGUGAUAAUGGUACUAAUUUUGUCGCCGGAAGAAAAGAGAUCCAAGAAGGAGCGUCGAGAGUGGCCUACCAGAAAGCAUCAUCGUUGCACAGCCCCCCGGUGAGCUUGUACAGCUCCGACGACGUCGCGGGAGAAGAAAAUGAGUUGCGCUCCGCCUUGGAAACGUUGAAGGAGAAGGGAGAAAUUGAAAAAAAACUUGCGGAAGAAGGUGUGCAAUGGCACUACUCCCCGCCGCACGCUCCACAUUUCGGUGGAACGUGGGAACGUUUGGUUAGGUCCGCCAAAACAGCGCUACGAGCCGUUCUGCGGGCGAAAACCGUAUCCGAAGAGGUGCUCAACACCACCUUAAUCGAAGUGGAAUCCAUGCUUAACGCCAGGCCACUGACGCACCUGAGCGUUGAUCCGAGAGACAACGCGCCGUUGACGCCAAAUCAUUUUUUACUUCUACGAGCGCAUCCACACAUUCCCCCCGACGUGAUAGAAGCAGCGGACGUUUUAUCUAGGCGGCGAUACCUGGCGGCUCAGGAACUAGCUGAAUCGUUCUGGAGAAGAUGGUUGAAAGAAUACGUCCCAGCCCUGACGGAAAGAAGGAAGUGGACGGAAAGGAAGAGGAAUGUGCAAGUGGGAGACCAGGAGACCUGGUGUUAUUGGUGGACGAAAAUACUACGCGCGGCGGAUGGCCAACCGGACGUGUGA
Daphnia pulicaria is the source of this 3420-nucleotide messenger RNA. RefSeq lists its product as uncharacterized. The record is from RefSeq and is a predicted model, not a curated record. The coding region runs from base 1 to 3420 and encodes 1139 amino acids. Gene Ontology annotation, biological process: DNA integration. The transcript is spliced from 4 exons. Gene Ontology annotation, molecular function: nucleic acid binding. NCBI's taxonomy places the organism in Eukaryota, Metazoa, Arthropoda, Branchiopoda, Diplostraca, Daphniidae.